Messenger RNA from Meloidogyne enterolobii, 1073 nucleotides. NCBI's taxonomy places the organism in Eukaryota, Metazoa, Nematoda, Chromadorea, Rhabditida, Meloidogynidae. The record is from the annotation of a GenBank genome assembly.
UUUUACAGGGAUUUGUUAGUUUUCCAAUUUAUAAAAAAAUGCGACUUUUCGCUAGUAUGCGUUCUUUUGCUUGCGCAAGUUUUCUUUGUGCUAGAUACAAAAGUCUUAGUUUUGUUAAUUUACAACAACAAAAUGAGGAACAGGCUGUAAAGUUGUCUCGAAAGAUUGUUUCAAAUGUCGAUAAAAGUGGCCUGAGUCUUCGUUUAUAUCAAUAUCAGACAUGCCCGUAUUGUUGUAAGGUCCGUGCUGUUCUUGACUACUUUGGAUUUUCUUAUGAGGUUGUGGAAGUGAACCCUGUGACUCGUUCGCAAAUUAACUUUACUGAUUAUAAAAAGGUUCCUAUUGUUCGAACGCCUUGUUAUGAUCAUCCGCUUAUCGAAUCUUCUUUAAUAAUUUCAAUUUUGGCGACUUAUCUAGUUAAACCUGAGUUGACAUUUUCUGAUGCGGUUGAACUCUAUCCCAAGCAUGUUUCAAAAGAUGCAAAGACUGGAAAGGAAGUGACUGACUGGUUAAAUAAAUAUUUUGUUAUGUGGGGCGAUACAAAACUUGAUGAUGGACAAAUGCGGGAUGUUAGAGACGAACGUGAAUGGCGCGAAUGGGUCGACACUCAUUUUGUUCAUUUAAUCUCUCCAAAUGUUUAUCGCACUUGGUCCGAUUCAUUGGCAACAUUUCGUUGGUUUGAACAGGUUGGUGAAUGGGAACGCAAUUUUCCAACGUGGGAGAGAGUUUUGGCUGUUUAUGUAGGUGCUGCAGCAAUGUGGGGGAUUUCGAAGAGAUUGAAAAAGCGGCAUCAUAUUGUUGACGAACGCGAGGAGAUGCGGAAAGCUUUUGACAAAUUUAUGAAAGCAAAAGGACCAGAAAGGAAAUUUAUGGGAGGUGAACAGCCUAAUUUGGCUGAUUUGGCACUUUUUGGGGCUUGUAAUUCCUUUUAUGGCUGUAUUGCAUUUUCUGAAAUGUGUCAAUAUGACAAACGACUUGUUGAAUGGUUUGAAGCAAUGAAUUUGGCUGUUAAAGAAGCGAGAGGAAAGAAAUUGCUUGAAGCAAAAUGUAAAUUUGUAAAAGAAGGGAAAUAA